AGGCGAAGUCGCGGCUGGUGCUCGUUGGUCGAUGGUCGUUGUCCGUCGUCGCCGUCGACGCUGGCUACGCUUGUGCGAUUUCGGGAAGAGUCGGCUUCCGUCCCUACGCCGAGGUAGCGGGCGACGGUCGCGAGUGACGUUCAUGUUGGACACGAGGGUGGCGGUGGCGCGGAGGACGAGCUCGCGGCUGUCGCUUGCGCGGCGGCUUUUUAAAUUUAUCGCCGACGGGACGGACGAGUGUCGUUGCACGUCGGGGACGGGAGGACACGUUCGGCGAGGUCUGCGCGCGCGAGGCACCGAGGGACUCUCCCCAGGCAAGAUGGAAGAGCGUAGCGUCCACGGCAGUAUCGGCGAUAUAAAUAGUGCGGAGGCGAGCAAAACUUUAAUAAUACCACGUAAGAAGAGGAUAUGCUUAGUUGGUGCAACUUGCAAUGACCCUGCGCUUAAUGCUGCUGCUCAACAAUUCAAAGUGCCUGUACUUAGGUCUGAAACCGGCACGGAAUAUGUUGAAGACACUACCUACAAUACUUACUUUGUACUCAAACACUUCGAAGGGUCCGAAUACGAUGCCUUGUGCAAGAGUGCUCACAGAGUACUGGGACCUACCGUUCUGCUGCAACUGGCAGAGAAGAAAGAGUCCUUGCCUAGUAUUAAAAGACCAAUGUACACGCAAGCUAUGGUAGGCAUAAUAGUGGUGUUUAGCGGUUUUCGGUCGAGAGAGGAUGAACUGCGCAAGUCGGCUAAUAUGAUUCUUAGUAUGGGAGGCAGCAUCCGAAAGGAGAUGGGUAUUAAAGUGACGCAUCUUAUUGCAAAUCAUUGCAGUGGAGAGAAGUACAGAUACGCUGACACAUUCGGAUUGCCUAUCAUGUCGUUGGAGUGGGUGAAAGAAUUGUGGAAGGCCAAAGAUGAUAUCUCCACGUAUGCGAACAAUGAGAGAUUGAUAGCAACUUACAGGCUGAAGCCCUUCUACGGGGCGAAGGUGUGUUUCUCCGGAUUCCCCGAUGAAGAGAAGAAACAUAUGAGGGAAGUUUUGGAGCAGCAGGGUGGUGAACCUACUGAAAUCGACGAUCCGAGUUGCACUCAUGUGGUGGUAGAUAUACCCGGUCUUUUCUACAAGAGAGCCAACAAUGUGGACUUGUAUCUGAAAAACUCGCCCAACAGUCCAUGUUCCUUAACGCAUAUUAAACCAAUUUCCUCCUCUCUUUACAAUCCUUACUCGAACGCGGCUUUUAACACACAAAAAAUUGAUCGUAGAAAUGUGUCGGUUUAUUCUUCGAAAAACAAUUCGUUCGCCUCACGCGAUGCAGAACAAAGUGACCCGUGGAACGACCUCGUUUCUAUAUAUAAUAUCAGCCAAGAUUCUGCUAUUAGUAUGAGUUCUGAUUUGCAAAAUUCAAUUAUUAAAUCUGGAAACUUGUUUCAUUCUUUCACAGAGCAAAGUGAUUCUGGGGCAGACAUAACCAAGUCGUCUAGUUCGUCUGCUAUUUCUAUAUCGAGUAAAUAUUCGAUUCCAGCUAUGUCGACAAUGACAAACAAGAAAAACGUUAAGUUCUGUACUUCCGAGAGCUCUCUGUUCGAUAACGAACUAUCUCCUUGUGAAACUAUGUUAAACUUUCCAGAUAAAACGAGUGAUUAUAAAUUGUUAUCUUGUGAAAAAAAUAACGAAUGCAAUCCUUUUGUAUCGCCAACGAACAAUAACGCGUUGUCUUUAAAAUAUCGCAAAAAUAUUCAUUACGUACAGAAUAAUACAUCGAAGGCCAAAAUAAUUCCCAAACGAUAUAUAAAAUGGGGAAAAACUAAUUCCUGCACGUUUGUUCAUAAAAUGCCGACGCUUGAAAAGUAUAAAUUCAUGAAAACGCGCUCGUAUCCGAUUAUAUUAAAGCACAGCGAGGAACAGCACAGCGAUACAUUUUUACACAAUGCAUUAGUUCAACGGAAUAAGCAUUUAUCUAAAUCACACACAUCUUUCUUCUCUAAAAUCAGCCACUUUUCUUUCAGUCCAAAAAUUUCUGAUAAGCAAGACAUUUUCACGAGUUCUCGCUGUUCUCCUCCUGAAAAAACCCUAUUCAAAAAGAAAUACACAUCUUUAUCCAAGUCUUUUCCAACGCCUACAAAAAUCUCAAAUAGUAAACACAGCUUACGAAACACUUCUAUAUCCGAUGGCAAAAGUAACAAUGUGUCAUCUGCAUCACACGACAUGAAAACCGAGUACACAGAUUUGGAGACACUGACGGAUAUAUCACUACCCGCGGUCGUAGACGAGUCCAGCGUAAAUGUUCGUCCAAGUUUAGUUUCAGUGUCUGCUUUCAUAGUCAAAACUGGAUGGUUUUGGACGUCUGUACAAAAUGAGGCAGCCGCUGAUGAGAAGGAGUAUCUCUUUGAACAUUAUCUAGAAACAGUUCUAUCCCCUACUGCGACGGGUAGACGAGACAGUCAACAGAUCGUACCACAAAAUGUGACAUUGGCAAAGCACCCCUGUUGGUUAGACGGUCCAUUAUCUAAUUUACUACAAAAUGGAGCGGAUUCGCCAGCCAGUGUCAGCGGAAGUUUUCUGGACUGUACAGCAAGUCCGGACAAACAGUUGCUGGAUGAACAUUUACCAAUAGUCCAAGAAAAUUUGUCGCAGCGACAUAAAGUUUUCCUCGAACUAGUUGAGACUGAAGGGAAUUACGUCGGUAUUCUCAAUACAAUUAUGACUCUAUUCAAAUUACCACUGGAAAAUCUCAUAGACAAAAGUGGGAAAGAGUUGCUAAAUAGCACAGAAGUAAAAAUUAUAUUUGGUAAUUUCCCACCAAUUUACGAGACUCAUAACCAAUUGUUGAAGGCACUACAUUGUAGCGCCGCUCAUUGGACAGAGGAUAUCAGCAUUGGCGAAAUAUUUCUGAAGUUUGAACCAGAUUUGGUUAAAGCGUAUCCUCCAUAUGUGAACUUCUUCGAAAACACGAAACAAAUGUUGGAAAAAUGUGAUCAAGAUAAACCAAGAUUCCACGCUUUUUUAAAAAAUUGCCAGACAAUACCAGAGUGCAGUAGACAAAGCUUAAAGGAGCUAUUAAUUAAACCAAUACAAAGGUUACCCAGUAUUAGUUUAUUAUUAAGUGAUAUUCUUAAGCAUACGGACAAAAAUAACCCAGAUUAUAGCGCACUGGAAGCUUCUAUUAGCUGUAUUAAAAAAGUAAUGACGUACAUAAAUGAGGACAAAAGGAAAACAGAACGCCAAUUAGCAAUGUUUGAUAUCUUUAAUGAGAUUGACAAUUGCCCGCCGCAUUUAGUUUCCUCACAUAGGUCAUUUAUCAGUAAAUGUGAUGUAAUGGAAGUUACGGAGGGUCUUAGUGGACGAGGUGAUCAUUUAGUAUUGUUCCUGUUUACCGAUACUCUUGAAAUAUGCAAAAAAAGGUCGAAAGCUUUUAACUCGUUAAAGAGUCCUAAUACUAUAAAUGGCCUGCAAUCAAUGAAACUAAGCCAUGGGAAGCCAUACAAGCAUAUCAAAAUGUUGUCACUGAGUACUAUCAGAAAAGUAGUGGAUAUACGAGAAACUGACGAAUGUCAUAAAGUAUUUGCACUCGUGGUACGAGGUACUCAAGAGCUGAAGGAAAAAUUCUUUUCGUUCAUAAUUACUGAUGAGGAAGUUAACAAAACGAAUUAUCUACAGACUUUGUGUAGGCAAAUGGCUCUUGCUGUUCGUGUAGCUGAUGCUGAUACAUUACUGAUUAGAUACGAUUCACAUCAGCUUGAAGUCGGUACGAGUGAUGUGGCAUCAGGAACGUUAAAGAAAACAAUUAAGAGCCUAUUUCAUAAUUUUUACCUGGAGUAUAUGGAUCCGUAUGUCUUCCUACUCAAUAGCAUGUGUGAAACCACGUUACAUGUCCCACUACCGUUUGCAUCUCGUACAAGAGCGAGAGUCGGCCGAGCGUUUAGUUUCAAUAAAACGCCAAGCAAACUAAACAGAGCAAUGUCUACAAUUAUGUCCCCAUUUGGAGCAACACAAACUCUUCCUCCCACAAACCAACAAAUAGCCCAGAUGCGGCUAGGUAGUUGCAACAAUAUAAGCGAACUGGAUAAUGGUGGUUCAAGUUCUCCAAAUAGAGAGGAUGUUCUGGUAGCGCCGAUGUCGGAUCAACCGACUCGAAAGGCUCUCAGUAUGGCUUCGCUGCGAAGGUUGUAAUUAGUAUGCAAGGAGUCAUACUUCCUUUUACUACAGUCAUUUAGUAUUCUGAACAAAGAGACGUGCAUUUUUAACAAACCACACUGUGGUAUGUUAAAUUAAUAUAUAUCGUCUAUAGUGAUUAAGACAUUAAUUAUAUCUAACGGAGAAGACCCGAGACGUGCUGUAACAUUUCUUCAUCAUCACAGUUCUGUUUCAAAUAAUUAUGAUUACUUCAUUUCUCUCAUCAUUACUAUUUUUAUAAUAGAGUUCAGUUUCAUGAAUGCCGCCUUAUCCUCGGAUACAUCAUUAUAAAAAUGAUAUUACUGUUAUUAGUGCCAAUAAUGCCUAGUUAUUGUUAUAUUACUAUUAUUAAUAUCUUUUAUUUAUUUUAUGUAUUAUCUCUUGUAAUUAUUCUAGAUGCCUUCUUAGCUUCCGCACGUACUCAUUGAUAAGAUACAAUAAAGAAUAUCCUCUUUUUAUAUAAAUACAGUUCGCUCUUCGCGUCGAGUCAAUUGAAUUACUCUAAGAGAUAUAUCUUCAAAUUACAUUGCUUUGGAAAUAUUUUUUCUAAACAUCAUUUUAAUGACCAACAAAGCCAGACUUAUACUGGUAGACACUGCAGGCAUGUGCAAAAACUUUUCUUAAUAAAUGUACCAAUAAUUUGUAAAAAAGAAUAACAUUAAUGUCUCAUUAAUACAUCCCAUUGCAUUCGCAAUUUCAAUGCCAGAAAUAGACAAAGCAUUUGCCCUUGGUUAAAAGUGUAGGCAAGUAUGCUAACAUCUAAUCACAGCAUGAUAUAAACCUGUCCUCCAACUAAUAAGAAUAAUGGUUUUAAUAUUUGUGACAUCAAAAUUUGUUGCAACUUCAACAUUUUACUCACUACUUUUUUUCAUUUCUGUUUUCCUAUUUAUUAGAAUUUGUUCAGCGGGAAUCAUACAGAGGAAGUCUGAACUUUGAACUAUAAAAAUAAUUUGCAGCUUUAUUUAAUUUUGAUCAUUUAUCAACGAAGAACCGGUGCUAUAGAUUUUUUUAAUAAGGCUUAAAGAUAUUCACACAUGUUUAAAGUAAAAUUACAUUUCCAAAUAAAGUCUGGCGUACAUGUGAAAAACAUCCAUAUUCAGAAAUGAAAGCAUUGUUAAACACUAAUGAUCGAAUGCAUACCUGCUAUGUGCCAAUAUAGCCAAUAUACUUAAUAACGGAAAUAUUGUCAAUUGUUACGAGUUUGAUAGGUUUGCUUAGAUAAGAUUAUAUUUUAAUGACCUGUGAUUUAAUUGGGUUUAUCAUGAGAAGAGACAACGCACAAUUUACUAAUAUUUUAUACGUCCGAAAUUCAUUCAAGCUAAACGCACAAAAAAAUAGAAAUUCCAUAAUUUUUUAACACGGAUAUGGAAUUGAAAUAAGAACAGACAUUCAUAAAAUCUGUAUUAUUUCACAAAUAUUUAUACAAUUUUCUAUCUUUGUACUUUUUCAUAAUUCUGAAUAAGUGACUGUAUCAAGAAAAAAAUGAAUUGUUAAAAAUUAUUGAAAAUAAGGAUUUGAACAACGAGAAACAUAUAGCUUUUUUCGAUACAGUUAAUUACAUAAGGAAGAAAAUAAUAGUACUCUAAAUAUAAUCAAUAAUAUUCUUUAAAUAAUAUGCAAACGAUCUUUCUCUGUGUCCCAUUUAAUGAUUAUUGCUAGUAUAUUGCUAUGUAAAUGAAAAA
Vollenhovia emeryi is the source of this 5847-nucleotide messenger RNA. It is a transcript of the gene pbl, whose product is annotated as protein ECT2. The record is from RefSeq and is a predicted model, not a curated record. Gene Ontology annotation, biological process: activation of GTPase activity; mitotic cytokinesis; regulation of cytokinesis, actomyosin contractile ring assembly. Gene Ontology annotation, cellular component: nucleus; cell cortex. Lineage: Eukaryota; Metazoa; Arthropoda; Insecta; Hymenoptera; Formicidae. Gene Ontology annotation, molecular function: GTPase activator activity; guanyl-nucleotide exchange factor activity. Bases 32 to 4162 code for a protein of 1376 amino acids. The transcript is spliced from 16 exons.